GUGGUUUUACUGCUAAUCACCAUGCUGGGGCUGGGCUGCACGGCGGAGGUGCGCGAGUUGCGCGAGCACGCGCGGCGGCCCGUGGGCGUGCUGCUGGCCGCGCUGUGUCAGUUCGUGGUCAUGCCGCUGCUGGCCUUCGCGCUCGCGCUCGCCUUCUCUCUGGAUGACGGAGCGGCCGUGGCGGUGCUGCUGUGCGGCUGCUGCCCGGGGGGCAACCUGUCCAACAUCAUGACCCUGCUGGUCAACGGAGAGAUGAACCUCAGUGUGAUCAUGACCAUCUCGUCCACGCUGCUCGCGCUGGUCUUCACGCCUUUCUGCCUGUGGCUCUACAGUCGCGCGUGGAUCAGCGCGCCCGCCGUGCAGCUGCUGCCUAUGGGCGCCAUCACGCUCACGCUCUGCAGCACGCUCGUGCCCAUCGCACUCGGGCUCGCGCUCCGCUACAGAUACCCGCGCGUCGCCGACAAAGUGCUUAAGGUGUCACUGUGGCUGCUGUUCGUCACACUUGUGAUGCUCUUCAUCAUGACUGGUGUCAUGCUGGGUCCUGAGUUACUGGCCACUAUCCCUCCAUCCGUCUACGUGGUGGCUGUGUUGAUGCCUCUGACCGGCUACGCAGCCGGCUACGGCCUGGCCGUGCUCUUCGCCCUGCCGCCCAAUAGCUGCCGCACUGUUUCCCUGGAGACGGGCUGCCAGAAUGUGCAGCUGUGCACGGCCAUCCUGAAGCUGGCCUUUCCACCUGAACUGAUGGGCGGCAUGUACAUGUUUCCGCUGCUCUACGCGCUCUUCCAGUCAGCCGAGGCUGGUGUUUUCAUCCUGGGCUACAGAGUGUACCGGAGGGAGGUGCUGCGCAAGCAGGACCUGGAUCAGGAGGGUGACGAUGACACUAACAUCACCUACAAGACACUGAAGGAGGAGGACGGGCCCUUUGACAUGGCAUAUGGCUCGGUGACAGUCAGCGACCCCAACACCAUCGCGCUGGAGUCUCGGGGAGGGCUGGGAAGCCCCACACCUGUAUAGAGAUAUUCAAGUUACAACUCACUAAUUUAGGGGGAAAACAUAAGCAAGAAUAAUUCAGCAGAAGUCCAAAGACUGACACUGUUCUCUGUAAAACGCCAUUCCAUCCAUUGCCUCAUAUGGAUCAAUGACUGUAUUGAUUCUGUAUUGGUAACGGCUGUGAGCCAGGGAUGGUAGAAAACAAGCGCAGAGUCUGUUUAUUGGGGAUUUCCCCAGAAAUUGGGGUUAUCGGUAAGUAUAGACAGUAUGGGUCAACACACGGGCAGACAGGGUUAACAUGGGCAAAUCCUGAGCAAUGUUUCAUUAUUUAACUGCAUGAAAACAGCAGUAAUACUUCUGUGGCAUAAUAAAAGAUAAAAUGUAACAAUAUAAUAAGGGUGGGGAUGGGUUGCUUUUUUUUUUCCAUCCAUUCCAUGGCUCCUCUAAACGUGUGAGCGCAGGCCUAAUCCACCAUAAGCAACUUCAACCCUUCAGAGACGGGUGGGAAGCUUCAUGCUUGUACAGCAGUAUCAAAGCUUGGAGCACAAGAACGGCACUCAGCUUGACAGACAUUCUGCAUCCAUUCAUGACCUCAUCACUCUUUGUUGAACUAUUAUAGCUAAAAACAUACGGUGGAUAGUGAACACAAAGUUUGAGACUUCUGAAGAGGACCGAAAAGUCAGCAGAAGCUGCCUGAUUCAGAAUUGGCUACAAUAUCACCUGAUGCUGAAUGUAGAUCAAUACUGCUAUGGGAAAAACAAAAUCAUCUGGAAGAGUUAAUGGAAAUACAUUACCCCCUUGUUUUUGGCUAAAUUAUAUGUACACUGAAAAGAUUAUUUUCCAUUAAAAGUGUGAGCCAAUAGGCUUGAGUCCAGAAAAUCAGCAUCAGUUAUGCAUUUUUACCUUACAUGAUCUGCAUAGCAAUCUCAAUGAUACUUUAUAGACUUUACAUUUGUCAUGUCUUUUGGAUAAACUCAAGCAAAUCGCUCAUCGUAACAAAGCUGAUCUAAUCAUCCACAGAACUACAAUGAAUGUUGGUUUACCCGGUGGACAAACACAUUCAAUAUCAACCUGUCCACAGUGCUACAGCUGGGAAUCCUUACGACCAGUGAGGUGCCUGAAAGAGUUGAGACUGUACAAGUCAGCUGCUGAUUUAAUCUCACAUGUUAAAUACACAGAUAGCAUAACUUAUAGAUAAUACUGACCUGUGGGUUGAAGCUGAAGUGGAGCCAGAUAUGUGCCGUGGACAGCAAUCAAAACAAAGCCAACUUCAUCUGGGAAAAGCUUGAAAACUGAGAUCGGUGCAAUCACAGAACAAGACAUGCUUCUCCAUUCAUCACUGAAAUGUAAAACAUGUUGAGAAAAAGCAUAUUAAAUCAGAUGUAUGUGGUAUGAAUAAACGUACAGUG
Messenger RNA from Colossoma macropomum (tambaqui), 2399 nucleotides. It is a transcript of the gene slc10a4, whose product is annotated as solute carrier family 10 member 4. Gene Ontology annotation, cellular component: membrane. Gene Ontology annotation, molecular function: bile acid:sodium symporter activity. The record is from RefSeq and is a predicted model, not a curated record. The transcript is spliced from 4 exons. The coding region runs from base 22 to 1014 and encodes 330 amino acids. Gene Ontology annotation, biological process: bile acid and bile salt transport. NCBI's taxonomy places the organism in Eukaryota, Metazoa, Chordata, Actinopteri, Characiformes, Serrasalmidae.